CCCCGGCGCCGCCCGGCUAGGACUAUGCGGGCGCCCCCGGCGCGCGGCCCCCGUGGGCACCAUGAGCCCCCUGCUCCGCCGUCUGCUGCUCGCGGCGCUUCUGCAGCUGGCCCCCGCCCAGGCCCCUGUCUCCCAGCCUGAGGCCUCUGGCCACCAGAAGAAAGUGGUGUCAUGGAUAGAUGUGUAUGCUCGUGCCACCUGCCAGCCACGGGAGGUGGUAGUGCCCCUAACUCUGGAGCUUGUGGGCACCAUGGCCAAGCAACUGGUACCCAGCUGUGUGACUGUGCAGCGCUGUGGCGGCUGCUGCCCUGACGAUGGCCUGGAGUGCGUGCCUACUGGGCAGCACCAAGUCCGAAUGCAGAUCCUCAUGAUCCGGUAUCCGAGCAGUCAGCUGGGGGAAAUGUCCCUGGAAGAACACAGCCAGUGUGAAUGCAGACCAAAAAAAAAAGAGAGUGCUGUGAAGCCAGACAGGGCUGACACUCCCCACCACCGUCCCCAGCCCCGCUCUGUUCCGGGCUGGGAUUCCGCCCCAGGAGCACCCUCCCAAGCUGACAUCACCCAUCCCACUCCAGCCCCAGGCCCCUCUGCCCACGCUGUACCCAGCGCCACCAGCGCCCUGACCCCAGGACCUGCCACUGCCGCUGCAGACGCCGCAGCUUCCUCCGUUGCCAAGGGCGGGGCCUAGAGCUCAACCCAGACACCUGCAGGUGCCGGAAGCUGCGAAAGUGACACAUUGCUUUUCAGACUCAGCGGGGCCACUUGCCUCACAGGCCAUACCCCAGAGGGGGUCUAGAGAGCAGCCUGGUGAGAACAGCCCAGCCCUCCAAGACCUCAGCCCAGGCGGACGCUGCUCCAGGACCUGAGCCUCUCAGAGGUUUUUCUGGUCGUCCCUUGUCUCUGCAAGGCUGCCAUCCAACACAGUGGGCAGAGUUGGAGGAAACUUGGAGGCAAGAGGGAUUACGUACCAACGUGGGAGAGAAUGGGGUCCUGUCUAAGUGUUUAACCACUCUGUGCAGAGAGCAUCUUAAAACUGGCCCCUCCCUGCCCUUACUAAGAAGACCGUGGUCCUCUGCAAAUAACGGGAGUUGGCUUUCAGUAUGAGAACUAUGACCCCCAAUUCUGAUAAAAGAGAUGGAAGGAGCUGUCCCUGCCUGUGUCACUGUUUGUCACUGUCCAGGCUGGCUGGUUCAGGCAUGAAUGUGUCACACUGCCUUCUAGACCCAAAGCUGCUUACUCUUCGCUGUGCAGAUGGAGUAAAUGAGGCCCAAGGUCCCGCACCAAGUCACAGAGCCCAAAUGUGUAUUCGUCACCUUCACGUUGUUACUGCCAGGCCUUAGGGACUCCCUGUCCCCGUUUAUUACAAGGGUUUCUUUCUGGGAGGUGAGCUUCAGAUGGGAACCAGAUCUGCUGAAUGACCUUGGGUGUCACUGCCCCUCUCUGUCUGAGCCUCAGGUUUCAACAUGUGCACAUGGAGGGAACAGAUGAUCGCUGGGGUCCUGGUCCUUUGGCCCCAGGAACGUUUGAGUGAAUCUUAAAACACCCUCCUCC
This is a messenger RNA of Pteronotus mesoamericanus, 1548 nucleotides long. RefSeq names its product vascular endothelial growth factor B (gene VEGFB). Gene Ontology annotation, cellular component: membrane. Gene Ontology annotation, molecular function: vascular endothelial growth factor receptor 1 binding; vascular endothelial growth factor receptor 2 binding; heparin binding. The transcript has 7 exons. The coding region runs from base 62 to 685 and encodes 207 amino acids. Lineage: Eukaryota; Metazoa; Chordata; Mammalia; Chiroptera; Mormoopidae. Gene Ontology annotation, biological process: positive regulation of angiogenesis; vascular endothelial growth factor signaling pathway; induction of positive chemotaxis. The record is from RefSeq and is a predicted model, not a curated record.